Molecule: messenger RNA, 1473 nt
Organism: Gossypium raimondii (Peruvian cotton)
Lineage: Eukaryota; Viridiplantae; Streptophyta; Magnoliopsida; Malvales; Malvaceae
Exons: 2
Coding region: 166-1242 (358 amino acids)
Source: RefSeq, a predicted model, not a curated record
GCGCCUACCCGCCUUAUCCUCUUUGCUCUUUGCAUUUUUAUUCCUUUGUCUCCUAAGUCAUAUAAUUCAGAUUCAAUUUGGGGAUUAGGGUUUGUGGAGUGCUUCGUUUUUGGUUUUGUUCGCCCUUUAACAAGAAAAAAAAGAAACAUCAAUCAAUUCCCUGCCAUGGAAGGAGACUUACUAGAUUGGGAGGUGCUCCACAACUCGGAUUCUGACUCUAAUUCUAUCCUGGUUAACUCGCCCCAGGUGAGGAAUCUUGAGGUAAUCGAAGGUGAUACUGGAGGGAUGAUUAGGUCUGAUUACUUUUCUCUUGAUAAUCAGAGUAUGUAUGCGAAGGAAGGGGAUGCGAGUGAAGAAGGCUCUAUUGAGUCAGAUAAUCCGAGUUGGAUUGAUCCCAAGCCGGAGACUCAGUUUAGGAGGAAUAAUUCGGGUGAUUUUUGGUCCGAUUCGGGUAGUGAUCGGUCAGAUGAUCGUAAAUUAAGUGAUUUCUCUUUGAAAAAAGACUUGGAGUCCGCUGAGAAUGAGGUUUGUUUACAAGGGAUUAGUAAAACGGAAGCUAGGGCUGACGAGUUGGGUACAUUUAAGCCUGAUGGUGCCGAACUUACUGAAUUGGAUAAGAUAAAGGAAUUAGAUUUUGGUGGGUUUGGCGAUAUUCAAGAUCAGGAUAAGGAUUUGAGCGAGUUGUGGCCUGAUUCUGGCGGAGAUGGUUUGGUUUCAAUGAAGUUUAAGGAUGUUGAUAAAGAUGCUGGCAUUGAUUUUGGUGGUUGUAUGGAAAAGGGAGCGGAGAUGGAGAAUUCAGGCGAGCUUGAUAAUAGGAAUACCUCAACUUUGGAUUUGGGAGUAGGACACGGUACUACUGCUGGUAAUGAAGGUUCUACCAUUGAUGAAAUGAAGUUAAGUGCGAAGUCAGUUAAUGAGGGGGAGAAGAAGAAGGUAGUAUGGUGGAAAGUUCCUUUCGAGCUCUUGAGAUACUGUGUUUUAAGGGUUAGCCCUGUUUGGUCCUUCUCUGUAGCGGCGGCCGUGAUGGGUUUUGUUAUAUUGGGACGUAGACUGUAUAAGAUGAAGCGGAAGAGCAGUAGCUUGCAGCUGAAGGUUACCAUGGAUGAUAAGAAGGUGUCGCAGUUUAUGACUCGUGCAGCUCGUCUGAACGAGGCUUUUUCAGUUGUAAGACGUGUCCCAAUUAUACGGCCUUCGCUUCCCACCGCUGGGGUGAAUACAUGGUCUGUGAUGAGUAUGAGAUGAAGGUGAUACUGUGUAAAAAGAAAAAAAAAAGACCAGGGAGGGUGCCCACAAGGUAAGCCAUAAUAUUAUGUUUGCUUUGCUCUGUUAAUGUAAGGAUGAUUGUUUUCAGUUUACUCUUUUGGUUAUGGGUUCUGAAAUUGUAUGUAAACUUCAGACUGUAAUUUGUUUCAGUCCCCUUUAUCUUGUAAAACCUGGACCAAUUAUCUUAUUAUAUUACUAAAUCUUUCUAUC